AUGGAGACCAAAGACUUUAGUUUUGCUACUGAUAUGUUGAUGAAUAACAGUGUGACUGAAUUCAUUCUGGUUGGGUUGACACAGGAUACUGAAAAGCAGAAAUCAAUAUUUGGGAUCAUCUUGAUUCUUUACCUUUUGACUCUGCUGGGCAACUUUCUCAUUGUGGUGACUAUUAAGACAAGUCAGACCCUUGGGAGUCCUAUGUACUUCUUCCUAUUCUACCUGUCCUUUGCUGAUGCCUGCUUUUCUACAACUACAGCACCCAGAUUGAUUGUGGAUUCUAUAUCUCAGAAGAAGACUAUUUCCUACAACGAGUGCAUGACUCAGGUCUUUGCAGCCCAUUUCUUUGGGUGCAUGGAAAUAUUUGUGCUCAUCCUCAUGGCUUUUGAUCGCUAUGUGGCCAUUUGUAAGCCACUGCGAUACACAACCGUCAUGAGCCAGCGUGUCUGUGGUGUGCUGGUGAUUCUGGCCUGGGUGGGAUCUUGUAUUCAUUCUUCAGCACAGAUUCCUGCGGCUUUGAAAUUGCCCUUCUGUGGCCCUAAUGUGAUUGAUCACUAUUGCUGUGAUUUGCAGCCCUUAUUGAAACUUGCCUGCAUGGACACUUACGUGAUAAAUUUGCUACUUGUGACCAAUAGUGGGGCCAUAUGCAUGGUGAGUUUCAUGCUCUUGCUUGUAUCCUAUGUUGUCAUUUUAUACUCUCUGAGAAACCACAGUGCAGAAGGAAGGCGAAAAGCUCUUUCUACCUGUACCUCCCAUUUUAUUGUGGUUGUCUUAUUUUUUGGUCCAUGUAUAUUCAUGUACACACGCCCACCAACUACAUUUCCAGUGGACAAGAUGGUGGCUGUGUUUUAUACAAUUGGGACACCCUUGCUCAACCCUCUGAUCUACACACUGAGGAAUGCAGAAGUGAAAAAUGCCAUGAGAAAAUCAUGGUGUAGCCAAUUAUGACUUCAGCUGAUACAUAAAGUAUGGUGAAUUUAAUUUACAUUUCCUUAACAUCUUAGUUUUUGUUACGUGGGCAGGAAAGAUAAAAUACUCCUAAUAGGAAACAAUCCUAACAGGAGACAAUCAAUACAUAUCAACAUGUAUACUGACUCAUUAUACACACAUUUA
This is a messenger RNA of Trichechus manatus latirostris (Florida manatee), 1113 nucleotides long. RefSeq names its product olfactory receptor 4C11-like. The record is from RefSeq and is a predicted model, not a curated record. Gene Ontology annotation, biological process: G protein-coupled receptor signaling pathway. Lineage: Eukaryota; Metazoa; Chordata; Mammalia; Sirenia; Trichechidae. Gene Ontology annotation, cellular component: plasma membrane. The transcript is spliced from 2 exons. Bases 1 to 948 code for a protein of 315 amino acids. Gene Ontology annotation, molecular function: G protein-coupled receptor activity; olfactory receptor activity.